AGGAUGGUACGAGGAAAAGGGCAGAUGUUAAAUUUGUUGCUGAUGUUUCAAUGGCGACGUGAUGAACCGAGAACAAAAAUGAAAGAAGAGAAAGAAAAGACAAGGAGGAAAACAGGUUAACAGACGGUCGUUUCUAUUUUGUCUCUUAUGAAAUGUCGACCUGCUUUAUCUGGCGUACACGUUUGCGAUAGUAGCGAUAUUGCCGAACAGUGGCAAAAAGUAGAAGCUUUUGUCGAUGUUCCGAAAGACGCGCGCUCCGAUAAAUCGAGUUGUGACUGUUUAGUAAGCAAGAGAGGGGAUCUCUCUCGUCAAGUCGUUCGCGAGAGCUCUGGAUCGCGACAUUUUAACGUAGUCAAAAGCGAGUAGUGGCGGGGGGAAUGAGAUAGAGAUAGAACGAGAGAGCGAGAAAGAGAGAGAGAGAGAGAGAAUAAGAGUAAGAGAGAGGUGGAGGGGAGGAUAUGUUGCUAGCUUUCGACGUUCCUGCCACGCCAGCGAGACGUAACUCGCAGAGAGACGACGUUCUCCUGGAGAGCGCGUCGGAGGAGCUCUCACGUUGGUUAGAUUAUAUUUUCUCGUAAUCGUGUUUGUAAUUCGCGAAGCUGGCCUCGCGUGUGUGACAUAUAUAUAUAUAUAUAUAUUUAUAUAUAUAUAAACAUAAAUAAAUAAAUAAAUAAAUAAAUAAAUAUAUAUAUAUAUAUAUAUAUAUAUAUAUAUAUAUAUAUAUUAUCUAAGAAAUGAGAAAGAGAUAGACGUGUAGUGUCAGUACGUGUUCGAAAAAGAAAGAAAAAAGUCUAACACGUUGCGAUACGAAUCGAUCCAAACGUCGGAGUUACCGGAGAAAGAGAGAGAGAGAGAGAGAGAAAGAGAGAGAGAGAGAGAGAGAGAUAGAGAGAGGGAGAAAGAGAAACUUAUGUGUUUGUGACACGAGAAAGAGAAAGACACGAUGUGUCGUCGUUUCUGACGACGAAGAAGAAAUUUGCAGUUAUAUUCCCUCUUUUCCUUUCCUUUUGUUCUCCUCUAAUUCUUCUCAAUUUCGUUCAUCGUUAUCCUCACCGUCAUCGUCAUCGUCCUCGCCGUCGUCAGCUACUUCUCGUCUUCUCUUUCUUUUCGCUGUUUUCUUUCUCACUUCCACUCUCCGUUUUAAUAAUCUACCCCUACCACCGCGGAGAAUUUUCUUCCUUUCCUACAUCCUUCGGUUGCUCGCGGUUCGAGGAGACACGAAAGAUAAAGAGAGAGAGAGAGAGAGAGAGAGAGAAAGAGAGAGAGAAAGAGAAAGAGAGAGAGAGAGACGGAUCUGGAAUUGAGAAAGAGACAGGUAGAUCAAGAAAAAAGAGGAAAGGAGAAAAAUCAAAGAAACAUUCACGAGGGGAAAGACAUAUAUAUAUAGAAAGAGAGAGAGAGAGAGAGAGAGAGAGAGAGAGAGAGAGAGAAAGAGAAAGAAAGAAAGAGUAAGAGAAAGAGUAUAAAAGUAUCUACAUACAUUCGUGGGCGGUGAGUGAUUGUGUGAUCGUCAGUGGCCAGUUUCCAUUGGAAAUCAUGCGAGAUACCAGCGAUAUGACGGAGGACGCCCUGUCAGAGGACACCAUGAUGGAUUGCAGUGGACAUGGUGGAGCUUUGGAAGAUUUCGUCGAAUUGGCGACUGAUAUUGCUGAUUCCUCGCGAACCAUAAGAGAUGCCGCUGAAAGGUUGCUGACGUUAUUGGGCGUAGAGGAUGAGAAUGAUGAUUUUCUAUCUUCCUCCGAAGACGAGGGUGUCGAGGUAGACGUAGAAGACGAAGAGGACGAGGAUCGACCUGAAAAUACAAGGUUACUUCAUCAAUUAGCUGCAUCGUUGGCACAAGAAUUGAAAUAUUCACAGCAAAAGCAUGACCCAGGACCUACGAGAAUAAUCGCGCAAGGACGGGGAACCUUCGAGGAGAGAGAUCAAAACGUUGAGAUGGUCCAAGAUGAUAGUUUCCUCGGUCAAAGUAUUUUUCGAAAUCAAAUUGACCUAAAAACGUCGGACAAUCAAUUCCAUGGUAAUCCCUUUGUUCAGGAUCAAUUCGCUCCCACAAGGAGAUACUCCCUUGGAUAUUCUUUUCAAGGGCAUUCAAAAGAUCUCGAAGUUUUCGAAACGAAGGAGAGUUUAAAGACGUCAAAUCGUCAUCAUUAUCGUCAUCACCAUAAUCAUCAUCAUCGUCGUCGGCGUCAUCAUCAUCAUCAUCAUCAUCAUCAUCAUCAUCAUCAUCAUCGUUCUAAGAUGAACGACGAACAAGAGGAAAGAUCGAUCCUUCAUCGGGAUCACGUUUCUGAAUCUUGGGGUUCUGGCUGGGAUGCCUGUGCCAUGGAAGCUCUGAGAUAUCUCGUGGAAGACGAAGGACUGCCGGCUCAUCAUCCAACCGUCCUAGCGAUGAAAAAUCAUCUUGAGCUGCAAAGAGGACGGGUAUUCGCUCAGUACACAGCAUAAACGAGUUUAACGAGUUGCGAGAGUUGUCUCGGUACACAUUCGUCGAGGCAUCCAUAUAUAUUGUGAUAAUCGUGCGUGGAUCCGUGAUCGAUACGACGAUAAGACGCGAGCGUCUCUGUCUCCCGUAUAAUGUUGUCUCGUUCGCCUCAGUCGUUCGCAUUUUGCAGAAAUGCAGUUUUCAUCGUAAACUCAAAAUGGAAUACGCUUAUAUCGGCCCUGUCGGAUGGAUCAAAGCGGACAGGAGCUACAAAUACGCUUUUGAUAAAACGAAGGUUAGAAGAAGAGUUUAAUCGUUUGGCGUAUUUAAUUAUUAAGAAAAUAAUUUGUUACUUCUUUGAUAAAUCGUUUCGUUACGUAUGGACUUGUUUUAUCUAUCUAUCUCUCGUUCUAUCUUUUCUGUUUAUUUUUCUUUUUUUUUUUUUUUUUUUUCUUUCUUUUUUUCCGUUUCCUUCUUCUCUUUUUAAUAAUAUUGUAAUUGAUAAUUGUGUUUACUUUGCGAGUGGACAAUCGAAGGAUAAUAUAAUAUGGAUAAUCAUGGAUUGAAUUUCUUUCGGUAGCUACGUGAUUCUUAAUCGGUGAUUUUUUAUAUUUUAUAUAUCUUCUCAUCGUUCUCUCUUAUACUUUAAUUUGGACGUUAUAUCGGUUUAACUUCCUAACGAACGUCAAUACGAAUGUCAAUAUAAUCGAUCCAGGAGUUUGAAGAUUUUAUAGUUGAAAAAGUUAGAAUGCUUGUAUCUGAUGGGAUACAAGUGAACUCAUCGAAGUUCGUUCGUUCGUUCGUUCAUUCGUUUAUCGAUGAGAAAACUUUCGUACUCUGUGAACUAGGCGAAUCAAAGAGGUGACAUUAGUCGUGAUGAAUCGUAGAUAAACGUCCGCUAGAUUGAAAUUAAUUAAACAUAGAACAAAUUUCUAGGAUCACCUAUAGUAAAAUGAAAACUUUUACGAAGACCAUAGACAAAGGCACACACGCUAACACAUACCUAUAAACUGAUGCUAGAUUAGUUUAAUCGAAUCAAAAAAUGAAAAAGAACGAUGAACAUUAAUCGGUACCCGUACAAUUAGAGUAUAUAUAUAUAUAUAUAUAUUAUUUUCGUUUAGAUAUUUUCUUUCUUAUUUUCUUAAUUAAUUUAUUCCACGAAAGAUCGGCUCGAUAAUCGAGUCUAGUUUGUUAUCGUAGAACGAUCUAUGUAAUACAUGUCGAUCGGAAUUUGUUGUCACUGAUUAUCUUCGUAAUCGCAAGAGUUUUAGUAGCCACAAAUCGGAGAUUAUAGAUAGAGGAAUUAUUUCUAUUAAAGAUAGAUUGAUAAAUUAUUGAUUAGAAACAAUAAUAUACAUACAAUGAGAACAUCUUUCCUUGUAUACGACGAAUCGAAUUCAGUAUCAACGAUUGGAUCGAUUCGAUGAGACUAAAUCAAUGGAAAGAAUAGAAAUAUCCUCGCGAAUGGUUUUGGAUCGAUGCCUGAAAUAUCUCGAUCGUUUACCAUUCGCUCCGGAAAAUUGAAUUUUUUCCCCAAAGGCUACGAUCCAUCGCGCAAAGCCGGAUAAAUUGUUUCACGAUGAUUUAAGCUUUUACGAGAUGGAUCGUAGAAGAUGAUCGUGAAAUCGGCAUAUCUGUACAUAUGUAUGAUAUAUAUCGUUUUAACUUAUACACACGACUAUUGUUACUUUUACAAUAAAUCAUUGUAGAUAACAUUGACCACUAAAAAUAAACGAGAGCUAAGUUAAUUCUAA
Messenger RNA from Vespa velutina, 4176 nucleotides. Its product is annotated as ubiquitin carboxyl-terminal hydrolase 34-like. NCBI's taxonomy places the organism in Eukaryota, Metazoa, Arthropoda, Insecta, Hymenoptera, Vespidae. Bases 1537 to 2445 code for a protein of 302 amino acids. The record is from RefSeq and is a predicted model, not a curated record. The transcript is spliced from 3 exons.